Messenger RNA from Rosa chinensis, 615 nucleotides. RefSeq lists its product as uncharacterized. The transcript has a single exon. Lineage: Eukaryota; Viridiplantae; Streptophyta; Magnoliopsida; Rosales; Rosaceae. Bases 1 to 615 code for a protein of 204 amino acids. The record is from RefSeq and is a predicted model, not a curated record.
AUGGUUUGUCUGCUGCUAUAUGUUGAUGAUAUUGUUAUAACUGGUACUGAUAGACUUGGCAUAUCAGCUGUUAUCACUGAACUCAGUGAGGUAUUUGACAUGAAGGAUCUAGGUCCAUUGUCAUAUUUUCUGGGAAUUGAGGUUCAGAUCAAAGAAAAAGGAUUACUUCUUUCUCAAGAAAAAUAUGCCAGAGAAUUGAUCAUCAAGGCUAGUCUUGAAACCUACAGGGACUGCAUUACUCCUUAUCUUUUUCAUAUGCAGAUGCUUAAGAAUGAAGGUACAUUACUUUCCAACCCAUCUCUUUAUAGAAGUAUUGUUGGUGCUCUGCAGUACCUCACAUUUACAAGGCCAGAUAUUGCAUUUGCUGUGAACACUUUCUGUCAGUUCAUGUAUGUUCGUACAGAUGUUCACUAUGCAGCUGUGAAAAGAAUUUUGAGGUAUCUUCAGGGUACUUUAGCAAAGGGACUGUUCUUUAAGUUUGGAAAGACUGUGCCUUACAUUAAUGCAUAUUGUGAUGCUGAUUGGGCUAGAGAGAUCAAUCAAAGGAGAUCUACAACUAGUUUUAUUGUCUAUCUUGGUCAUUGUCCUGUGUCAUGGCAGUCAAAGAAACAAUGA